Molecule: messenger RNA, 552 nt
Organism: Eremothecium cymbalariae DBVPG#7215
Lineage: Eukaryota; Fungi; Ascomycota; Saccharomycetes; Saccharomycetales; Saccharomycetaceae
Gene: YET3
Product: Yet3p
Exons: 1
Coding region: 1-552 (183 amino acids)
Biological process (GO): intracellular protein transport; endoplasmic reticulum to Golgi vesicle-mediated transport
Cellular component (GO): endoplasmic reticulum; endoplasmic reticulum membrane
Source: RefSeq, a predicted model, not a curated record
AUGUCGUUAUAUUACUCUUUGGUGUUUGGAAUCCUCAUAAUUGAGACGUUUAUCUUCGCUCUGCUUGCAGUGCCAUUGCCCAUGGUAGUACGUCGGCCGCUCACUAAGGGGCUUGCGCAGCCGUUUCUGUCGCCUACGGUGCAGGUUAUUAUCAAAGUGAUAUUGGGCUUUAUAUUGCUACUGUUUGUGGAUACGGUCAAUCGGAUGUACACGAUUAAUAUGGAGUAUGAGCGUUCUAAAGGGGCAGGGUACGCGCAUGAUCGGCUUGAAAUUCUAUCUCGCAAGUUUCUGGCUCAGAGGAAUAUGUAUCUGACGGGGAUCACGUUGUUUUUGACUUUUACGAUCGUGCGGACGUUUGGGUUGGUUUUGGAGUUGUUUGACUUGAAGGAUAAGUGCUCGGAGAGGAAUUUGUUGCCUGGGUCGGCUGCUGCUGCGACAAAGAGUGGUGGCAAAGGUGAGAAGGAGCAGCAAUUAAGCAGGGAGAUCCGGGAGUUGGACGAGCAGAUCUCUCUAUUGAAGGAGCAGUCGGAAGCUCUGGCAAAGAAUAUGUAA